Messenger RNA from Botrytis fragariae, 1101 nucleotides. Its product is annotated as putative major allergen asp f 2-like protein. Bases 1 to 1101 code for a protein of 366 amino acids. The record is from RefSeq and is a predicted model, not a curated record. The transcript has 4 exons. Gene Ontology annotation, cellular component: fungal-type cell wall; extracellular region; cell surface. Gene Ontology annotation, molecular function: integrin binding; zinc ion binding; metallopeptidase activity. NCBI's taxonomy places the organism in Eukaryota, Fungi, Ascomycota, Leotiomycetes, Helotiales, Sclerotiniaceae.
AUGAAGUGUCCAAUCCUACAUGACGGACUAGGCGUCUGCACUCUGAAAAGUUCUUCGCCUUGGCUUGACAAACAUCCAGAUGCAGUUGGCAUGUUGACCUCCCGCUGGAACCACAUCGUGGUCCCUACCUAUCUUGUUGUACUCCUGUUGACCUCGAAAUCCCUCCCUCUUCGCAAUAAUCAGACCAAGUCCUUGGCGCUCACGAGUUUCCUCAUUGUCUCCAUCAAUACUUUUGGUGUAUUGGCGUACCCUCUUACCACCGCAAAUGCCGCCGUCUCUCCUGAUCCAGUCUCCGAGCUCGUUAUCUCUUCAGGUCACGCACCGGCAUACAACUGGCAGAGCGAUUAUGUCUCUCACUUCACGAUUCACCCAUCCUGCAAUGCAACGGAGCGUCAUGAGCUUAGCGAAGGGUUGAGACAAGCGUACUUCGGCAAAGGUCCUACUGCUACGCCGAUGGGAUGGUUUGACAAGAUCGCCUCUGGUAAUCGCGCUGGCAUUAUCUUCCGUUGCGAUGAUCCUGACCGAAACUGUGAGACCCAGGAUGCAUGGGCUGGUCACUGGCGCGGUGAAAAUGCAACAGCUGAAACCGUCAUAUGCCCACUUUCCUACCAAACCCGCUUCCCUCUCACCGCACUAUGCGCGCGAGGAUUUAACGUUGCAACAGGCAGACCAGCAAACUUCUGGGCUCCAGAUCUCAUGCACAGACUCUAUCACGUCCCACUCAUUGGCGAAGAAAUCGUCGAUCACCAUGCUGAUGGGUACCAUGGCGUUCAAGAGCUCGCAGCUGGUAGCAACUAUACGUUAGCAGGACACAAUAGUGCUACGUUGACGUAUUUUGCAACCGAGGUUUAUGCGUAUGACAUUGCUGUUCCUGGCGAGGGAUGCGUAGGCAAGGCUAGUGAUGAAAAGGAGGAGGAUUCACAUAGUACUCCUGCAGCUACUGCAUCGACUGCAUCGACUUCAUCGAUUUCAUCGACUACAUCGACUGAGCCGACUGUGAACCCGACAAGAAUCAUCCCAGCUGAGACUAGUCCCACUGCGGCUGCCCCCGCUGGGACCGAGUGCCACACACAUGACGACGGAACAUUGCACUGCGUGUAA